AUGACUUCAAAUUCAACCUCUUGGAUGAACGGCUCGUCGUGGUCGCCUAGUCGCACAAGCACUAAAAAUCCCUUUGAUGAUAGUAAUGGAGAUCCAUUCGAUGAUAGAUACGCAACGCCUUUACAAGACAUUGAAACUGGUACUACUGCACGCCUAUCCAGCGAAACGCAACAACAAGAUGCAGUUGAUCAAUCUGGUGUUCCCUCAGAAGAGAAACGUAUAAUCGAGGACAUUCAAAAUGAGCGUAUGUCGUGUGAAAUUUGUUUAGAACCUGUGCGCUUUGCGAAGGAUCGUUACUUGUGGAAUUGCAAGUCUUGCCAUGCUGUUACUCACCAUCGAUGUACGAAAUUGUGGGCCAAGGCAGAACCAAUUGGAAGGACCCUUGCUUGGAAAUGUCCCAAAUGUGAAAAUAUUGAACACUCGACCCCCAAGGGAAAAUGCUGGUGUGGAAAGGGUAACCCAUUACAUGACCACCCUACCAUCCCGAACGCGUGCUUAAAGGGUGUUUGCGGUAGUAAGUCCAAAUGUGCUCACGGAAACAAGUCAUCUUGCCGCAAGCCAUGCCAUCCAGGGCCAUGCAAAAUCAUCGGUGGUCCAGACAUACAAUGGUAUAAUCAGAUGAAGGACUCUUGCCGUGGGUUCGACACCCGAGUCAAGAUAGGUACUCGUUUCUCGGCGUCAACAUACACUCUCCACAGUCUCAAUGCCUCUAUCGAUAAUCAAACCUUCUACCUCGCUCCCGUACUUGCACCAAAAUUUGGCAGCAAAGAGCCUUAUCAAUACUUUCAUCGUUUCUCUGGUAGCACAGCCAACACUGCAAAUUACGCUAUCGAUGUCGAUAUAGAUAAUGGUGUCUGGCGCGAAUUGCAUUUCAAUGGAACCGAUGAGCUCACGAAAUGGUGGGCUAGCGGCCGAAAACAAUACCCUUCGGUUCACCCUAUCUUUGAUAAUAUCACUAUAACCGAAGAUGCAAUCAAGCGGAAUGGUACUUUCGUAACACGCGACGGUCACCUUUGGAUGCCCAAAUUCGAUUUGAUAUUUCAAGGAUUAGAAGACUCACGCAAGCAUGCCGAAAUAGAACCUUUCAUUCGUGUGUUCGACACACAGGGUCUCCCUCACUCACGGACUGAGAAGUUGUUGAGCGCCAAGUGGAACUGGAACAAUAGACACGACCCGAGUAUUGUAAUGCGUACGGCCAGUUUUGGACAUGGCAGGCAGAGAUUGGAUAUGUGUAUAAAGGAAGAUUUCUAUUACAGCUCCAGCGGGGCACAGCAGAAGCGUGACGGCGUUAGUGAUGGAUCUAUUAUGCCGUUGGCUGUUGUUGCCGCAUUCAGAAUGAGGAUGAACGAGAUGUACGCAUUGAAUUCUGGAAGACCUUUCAACGUCAAAAAGUAUUCAGAAUAUGAUGAUGUUAAGGCUAUAGCAUAG
This is a messenger RNA of Botrytis deweyae, 1428 nucleotides long. RefSeq lists its product as uncharacterized. The transcript has 3 exons. Gene Ontology annotation, biological process: regulation of DNA-templated transcription. Gene Ontology annotation, molecular function: RNA polymerase II transcription regulatory region sequence-specific DNA binding; DNA-binding transcription factor activity, RNA polymerase II-specific. The record is from RefSeq and is a predicted model, not a curated record. Gene Ontology annotation, cellular component: nucleus. Bases 1 to 1428 code for a protein of 475 amino acids. Lineage: Eukaryota; Fungi; Ascomycota; Leotiomycetes; Helotiales; Sclerotiniaceae.